AUGGCUGAAGGCAUUGAUAGGCGCAACGAUGAGCGCAUGGAGUUCACGACCUCGAAAGAGGUGACGGUGGCCCCUACCUUUGAGGAUAUGCACCUAAAGGAAAACCUACUGCGAGGAGUCUAUGCGUAUGGAUACGAAUCUCCGUCUGCGGUUCAGUCUCGCGCCAUCGUCCAGAUUUGCAAGGGGCGCGACACCAUUGCUCAGGCGCAGUCUGGUACCGGUAAAACGGCCACGUUUUCCAUUAGUAUUCUCCAGGUCAUCGACACAGCUGUGCGCGAGAGUCAGGCAUUGGUUCUCUCGCCCACCCGUGAGCUCGCGACUCAGAUCCAGUCCGUUAUUAUGGCGCUUGGCGACUACAUGAAUGUCCAAUGCCAUGCAUGCAUUGGAGGAACAAACGUUGGAGAGGAUAUUAGAAAGCUCGAGUAUGGCCAGCACGUGGUUUCAGGCACACCCGGACGAGUUGCGGAUAUGAUUCGACGACGCCAUCUACGCACUCGCAAUAUCAAAAUGUUGGUCCUUGAUGAAGCCGACGAGUUGUUGAACCGUGGUUUUCGCGAGCAGAUCUACGAUGUUUACCGCUAUCUACCUCCUGCGACCCAGGUCGUUGUUGUCUCUGCUACUUUGCCCUACGAUGUCUUGGACAUGACCACGAAAUUCAUGACCGACCCAGUACGCAUUUUGGUCAAGCGUGACGAAUUGACCCUCGAAGGUCUCAAGCAAUAUUUCAUUGCCGUGGAAAAGGAGGAGUGGAAGUUUGACACCCUGUGUGAUCUCUACGACACCUUGACCAUCACACAAGCCGUCAUUUUCUGCAACACUCGCCGCAAGGUCGACUGGCUCACCGAUAAAAUGCGCGAAGCCAACUUCACUGUUUCCAGCAUGCACGGUGAGAUGCCUCAAAAGGAACGCGACAGCAUUAUGCAAGAUUUCAGACAGGGCAACUCGCGUGUCCUCAUCUCGACUGACGUCUGGGCUCGCGGUAUCGACGUGCAGCAGGUUUCUCUGGUUAUCAACUAUGACCUCCCCAGCAACCGUGAAAACUACAUCCACAGAAUCGGUCGAAGCGGUCGAUUUGGCAGGAAGGGUGUUGCCAUUAACUUUGUGACCAGUGAGGACGUGCGCAUUUUGCGCGAUAUUGAGUUGUACUACUCUACUCAGAUCGAUGAGAUGCCAAUGAAUGGUAUGCAAACCGUUUUUCAACUUUUACGAUUGGCAAAAAGCUAA
Molecule: messenger RNA, 1224 nt
Organism: Talaromyces rugulosus
Lineage: Eukaryota; Fungi; Ascomycota; Eurotiomycetes; Eurotiales; Trichocomaceae
Exons: 3
Coding region: 1-1224 (407 amino acids)
Cellular component (GO): nucleolus; catalytic step 2 spliceosome
Molecular function (GO): RNA helicase activity; mRNA binding; ATP binding
Source: RefSeq, a predicted model, not a curated record